AUGUCCGUCACAACGAGGAUUCAUCGGGGUCGAGGACCUAUUGGCACAAAUCUACAGUCACUGCUUCCGGUACUGCCAGUCUACGAAAUCAAAGAUACUCCAACAUCGGCAUUUCUCGGUGGACCUUUCUUGUCUGCUUCGGAUGCAGCCUCAGAACAGGCAACCGGUCUUGUUUACCAGUUUUUUCCACUGUCCGUCGGUACAGCUCAUCAGACGCCUGUUGCUACGGCCUCUACCGGUGCCGACAGACACUCGGACUCGUCAGUCAGUCCGUCCGUUACUUGCAUCCUCCAUCUGUACCAUCGGCUGUCGGCAUGCCAGUGGGCCUUGGUCGCCUCGUACGAACCACCAUUUGACGCCAGCCUCUCGCUCGGGCCCGAGGCCAGCUCGACUCUGUUGCACUUUGCAUCUCCUCGGCCAGAGGGUGUGGCCGAGCUCUUUUUCCUCAGUUUCACACCAUCCCGAGCUUUGGCCCAGUCUCUGUGCGAUGCCGUGCGCUUGGCUGUUGUUGGCCUAAAGUGUGCGUCUCGCGGCCAACCAUCCCGGCCCGAAUGUGCUACGCUCCAGAGGCGCUCGAACAGGCCUGCAACGGUCAGCUGA
Protopolystoma xenopodis is the source of this 600-nucleotide messenger RNA. NCBI's taxonomy places the organism in Eukaryota, Metazoa, Platyhelminthes, Monogenea, Polystomatidea, Polystomatidae. The record is from the annotation of a GenBank genome assembly.